GUGAACGAAAUGAGAGAUUCUUAGUUGUAAUGUAAUUAGGUUUUUGCUUUUUGAUGGGUAAAGAAGUUUUGGCGUUGCCUUUUAUGUGUAGAAUUUCGGUCGAAAACAUUCCACAGAGUCUGAGAAAGGCAAAAAGCAAAAAAGAGGAAAAGAGAAAAAGGAAAAAGAAAGCCACAAUUCCAAGCAAAUUCCAAAAUGCAAAACCGCCAUUUUACAUUAACAACAAGCACAGAUCAAUCACCUACUACUCUCUUUUUCCUCUUCUUCUUCCGCUCUCUAACUUGUUCAAUUACACUUUGAACACCCAAAAACCCAAUCACUCCAAAACCCUCUAAUUAAUUCUCUGGAUCAUACCCGAUUCUAGUGUUUUUUUUUUUUUUUUUUUUUUGUGUGUGUGUGUGUGUGUGUGCUUUUUCAAUGUGAUUUUUGUGGGUUUUCGACGCCCCAUGAGAUGAGCGCUUCAGUACUUUCAAAUCCCACUUUCCUGUUUCAUGCGUAACUGAAAGGCUUCAUCCCCUCAUGGCGAUUCGCGUAUACCAAGUCUGGAAAGGGAGUAAUAAGUUCAUUCUUGGUGGGAGACUAAUAUUUGGGCCUGAUGCUAGGUCGUUGCUUGUCACAAUACUUCUGAUUACAGUUCCAGUUAUUAUCUUUUGUGCAUUUGUCGCAAGACAUCUUCGACACAAAUUUUCAUCAUAUAAUGCAGGAUAUGCCACUCUGGUGGUCGCCAUUGUUUUUACUAUAUAUGUACUGGUACUUCUUUUCCUUACUUCAGCCCGGGACCCAGGAAUAAUCCCUCGCAAUUCACAUCCUCCAGAGGAUGAAAUCCGUUUUGACACUUCAGUAUCAGUCGAUGUUGGGGGAAGGCAAACUCCAAGUCUCCAGUUUCCACGGACAAAAGAAGUUAUUGUAAAUGGGCUCCCAGUAAGAGUAAAGUAUUGUGACACAUGUAUGCUAUAUCGUCCUCCUCGUUGCUCCCACUGCUCAAUUUGCAACAAUUGUGUGGAACACUUUGAUCAUCACUGCCCUUGGGUGGGUCAAUGUAUUGGACUGCGGAACUACAGGUACUUCUUUAUGUUUGUAUCUUCUUCAACGCUUCUUUGCAUGUACGUCUUUGCAAUGUCAGCAUUGUAUAUCAAGGUUCAGAUGGAUCAAUAUGAGAGCACUGUUUGGAAGGCAAUGAAAGAAUCACCUGCAUCAGUCAUAUUAAUGGCCUACUGCUUUGUCUCCCUUUGGUUUGUUGGUGGUCUAACUGGCUUCCAUUUGUAUCUUAUUGGCACUAAUCAGACAACCUAUGAAAAUUUCCGGUACAGAGCUGACAAUAGGAUCAAUGUUUUCAAUCGGGGUUGUGUGAAUAAUUUUCUUGAAGUAUUUUGCUCAAAAGUAGAGCCAUCAAGGAACAAUUUUCGAGCUUUCAUCCAAGAGGAGGUGCCAAGGCCGCAAGUUCUUCCUGAGUUGCCCCGUGCUGCAGCAGAUGACUUGGCUUCACAUCCACGGUCAAAAGUUGAAGACGAUCUUGAUAUAGGUGAAGACUUGUUGAAAAUCUCCCAGCGUCGUAACAUCGAUGAAAUCUCAGAGGACAUACGUAGUAGAGGGAGUAAUGGGCCACCUCUUAAUGCCCCAGAGACAGACCCUGUUUUGGAAUCUGAUCAUCAAGCACCAACAAUUCGAUCAGACCGGCAUUCAAGUUGGGGAAGAAGAAGUGGUAGCUGGGAAAUUGCAACUGAGGUCUUUGCCAACUCGAACGUGACUGAAAGCCGAGGUUACGUAACAUCAAAAGAGGCAUUUCAGGGAUAAUGUAUCACAAUUGAGUUGAAUUGAGUUUAGAUUGACGUUUCUUUUAGCUGGAAGGAAGCUCCUAUUUCUGGCACUUAAAAGAUGGGAAAGCUGCAAGAAUGAACAACAUAAUGUGAUGGGAAAGCAAAUGGAAUCCCAUUUAGGUACAAAAUUAUAUAAUUCUCUACCCCUAUUAUUGUUUCUUGUUCUUUUCUUAUUUUCUUCAUUUUGUCUAUGCUUGAAGAUCCAUCUAAUUUCUGAGAAAGGUAGAAUUGGUAUUGGAUGUAAUUGUUUGGAAUGAGCAGUGAUUUGGGUUGUCAAACAUUUUUUUUCCUCUUUCCUUAUUGGUAGUUUAUACUUUACAACAUUAUAUUCUGGCAUAUUCUCAAUUCA
Molecule: messenger RNA, 2166 nt
Organism: Cucumis melo (muskmelon)
Lineage: Eukaryota; Viridiplantae; Streptophyta; Magnoliopsida; Cucurbitales; Cucurbitaceae
Product: protein S-acyltransferase 8-like
Exons: 5
Coding region: 520-1794 (424 amino acids)
Biological process (GO): peptidyl-L-cysteine S-palmitoylation; protein targeting to membrane
Cellular component (GO): endoplasmic reticulum; Golgi apparatus
Molecular function (GO): protein-cysteine S-palmitoyltransferase activity
Source: RefSeq, a predicted model, not a curated record